ACUGAAGUCCGUAUACUAACACAUCAAUAACCAUGGCUCUUGCUUAUAUUUUAUUAGGUCUAUCAACAGUGGCCUAUUUGUUGUACCUUUAUUUCACUCGUACGUUCAACUACUGGAAGGACCGGAGUGUCCCGGGGCCUGCGCCCGUGCCUCUGUUCGGAAACAUGAUGGAGUCCGCACUACGUCGCACGCACGCAUCAUUCGUCAUGGCGAAAAUCUAUCACGACUUCCCAGACGAAAAAGUAGUCGGAGUCUACAGAAUGACGUCACCGUGCCUCCUCAUCCGGGACCCUGACAUUGUAAAGCAUAUCAUGAUCAAAGAUUUUGAUAACUUCGUGGACCGUGGCGUACAUUUCAGCGAUGACAAAAUGGGUAAUAACCUUUUCCAUGCUGAUGCGAAGACGUGGAGAAUAUUGAGGAACAAAUUCACGCCACUGUUCACUUCAGGGAAGUUGAAAAAUAUGUUGUGUUUGUUGCAUCAGUGUAGUGACAAGGUUAUGAAGCACGUUGAGGAAUCAGUCCGGAUUGAACCUGAACAAGAGGUUUACGAACUCAUGGGCAACUUUACCAUGGGGUCUAUAGCAGCUUGCGCGUUUGGUCUAGAUCUGGAUCCGACGGAAAAGACUGCAACCAUGGAAGCCUUAAAGAAUAUAAAUCAUAAAUUAUUAGGUCUCACCCACGCCUAUGAACUAAUCUUAAUGUACCCUGAAAUAUUUAUUAAAUUUGGUGUUUCGGUUUUUCCUGAUGAGCUUGCAAACUUUUUUAAAGGUCUCGUUGCUCAAGUAACUGCUGCGAGAAACGGGGUACCGACAAACAGAAAAGAUUUCAUGGAUUUGCUUUUAGAGAUGAAACAAGCGAAUACAGUGCAGGGUAACAAAAGAUUGGAAGGUAAGGAGGCGGACACUCUAGAAAUAACGGAUGAUUUGAUAGUUGCUCAGGCUUUUGUGAUUUAUGCUGGAGGUUACGAAACAUCCGCGACCACAUUGGCGUACAUGCUUUACCGUCUCGCUUUGAACCCGGAGAUUCAGGAGAAAGUGGCUGCUGAAAUUGACGAAGUCUUCGAGCGUCACGGCGGUGAAAUAACUUAUGAAGCGCUGAAGGACUUAACAUAUAUGGAUAAAGUUUUCCAUGAGACUCUUCGCUUGCACACGGUUGGAGACUCUCUUCUUAGGGUCUCCGCUGAAGACUACAAAGUCCCAGGAACUAAUGUAACUCUUCGAAAAGGUCAGACGGCUGUUAUUCCUAAUAUUGGGAUUCACUAUGAUGAAAAGUAUUGGCCUGAUCCGUUUAAAUUCGAUCCUGAGAGGUUCAGUUUAGAAAACGUGGCUAAACGGAAUCCAGCAGUGUUUCUUCCAUUCGGCAUUGGGCCAAGGAACUGUAUAGGGGUGAGGUUCGCGAAGAUGCAGAUCCGGCUGAUGAUGGCGAGGCUGCUGAGCCAGUUUAGAGUGGAGGCCACGGAGAACACGACGCGCGAGUUCCGGUACAAUACGUACUACCUUGUUGCGUUUCCCAUUGGAGGGAUCAGAAUGAAGUUUGUGCCGAGGCAUUGAAAUCAACUUUUUGACCGACUCAAAUCAGUACGCAGAUCUUAAACUUUGUGAAAUUACACCCUUAGAUUAGAUAUUGAAUUUUAAUAAUACUGCUGUAGCACUGUAUGCUGUAUAUUUAUUGGGUAUUAAAACAUUAACCUACCUGUAAGAUCCCAUAAACUGAAACUUUUUUCCAUAGAAGUUUGAUUUUUUUAUAACUUUUGAGACGUUUUGAGAGAGACACUACACAUGUCGGUCAAAAAGUUGAUUCGCCCAUUUAUGAAAUAAUCAAUAUUAUUUAAGGUCAACCGACCGUCUCGUCUGCUAACGAAUUUAGCGUUCGUAAAAUUAUAUGUAUGGGAAUCGGGAAUGUUCCAUAGACUUCUGCUGCGUGACAUUGCUCCGUCUGUUAACUGUGGUUGAUGCAACUGGUCCUUAGUAAUUAAAUGUUAUUGGCAAGGCAACUGGCUGGCGCUACCUUAUUUAUUUGAAAUAUGUCAGUUUUUACCCCACUACGGCUACGCAAAAGGAGGGUUAUGAUUUUGACCGGUAUGUAUGUGGGUAUAUAUGUAUGUAUGUUUGUAUGUAUGUAUGUUCAUCUGUUCCUUCAUAAUGUAUAAAGUACUCAUUAGAAUUUGACAAACGAUAUGUCAUUCGAAUCUUCUUAAUCGUUCGCUGGUUAUAGGCUAUAUAACGUCACCGCAAACGAAACAUGGCGCCCUCUAGAGGUCAUAAAGUAACGAGCCAAAAAAAUUAAAUGAAGUUAGGAUGACAUGUUGUAUAUCAUUUGAACGAGCUUAAUUAGCACAUUUCAAAUAUGUACAUAUUGUUAGCUUUUAUUCCAAGUUUUACUUGAUUACUUCAGAUAACUCCGGAAAAAUUGACUAUUUGCAAAUCCGCAAGCGCUCUCCUAACGCACGCGGUCCUAAGCCGGGCGCCUUCGGCGCCCUCUAACUUAAAGUGUCGGGCGAAGUCCGACGCUCUCGGUCCUAAGCCGGGUGCUUUAGGUGCCGUCUAAUUUAAAGUGUCGCACGCAGUCUUAAGGUAGGCGCCUUCGGCACCCUUUAACUUAAAGUGUCGGGCGAAGCAUGCACUUACUAUUAUUAUUAUACUUGCAGAGAUUCAGAAGAUAUAGCCAUGGUCGUAUGCCACUUAUGUACUUACCUUAAAGUUUAUAAUUGUGGCAUACGACCACGGUUAUCUUCGGAAUCCCUGCAAGUAUUUAUAAAAUUUACAAACUUAUUAUAACAUUGAAUUUAUGUAUUGUAAAGAUUAAUACACAUCUGUGAAUUUCAUGCAUGAUAAUUCCAUAAUAUAAUUUGUGGCAUACAAUAAAUACUUUUCAGUACAGAUGGUGUUUUUUACGCACUAGUGCGAGAAGUGGUUCAUUAUAUGCCAGGUCGAAACUUCGGAGGGCCAUCUGUACUGAAAAACGUCGUACGACACACG
This is a messenger RNA of Leguminivora glycinivorella, 2978 nucleotides long. RefSeq names its product cytochrome P450 6B5-like. The record is from RefSeq and is a predicted model, not a curated record. The transcript has 2 exons. Lineage: Eukaryota; Metazoa; Arthropoda; Insecta; Lepidoptera; Tortricidae. Gene Ontology annotation, molecular function: oxidoreductase activity, acting on paired donors, with incorporation or reduction of molecular oxygen; heme binding; iron ion binding. The coding region runs from base 33 to 1550 and encodes 505 amino acids.